GCAACACUAACCAUAUCACUACUUCAUACUAUUACUUUGUUUUUUUUUUUUUUAAUUUUCAAAUAUGAAAGCUUUCUUAUCUAAUCAGAAAAUGAGUGUUCUUCUUCGUUACAUCUCUUUUCUCUUUCUCGUUUCAAGUUUUCUAAACACGUUUGUUUCUUCUACACAACACUUGUGUCAUUCCGACCAAAGGGAUGCUCUUCUUCAGUUUAAGAGUGAGUUUUCGAUCGAGAAGCCUCUUGGUUGGGACGAUUCAGAUGGGUCUUCUUAUCUGAAGAGAGAAUCAUGGGUGAAUAAAAGUGAUUGCUGUUCUUGGGAUGGUAUCACCUGUGCUGCUAAGUCGGGCAAAGUGAUCGGGCUAGACCUUAGUUCCAGCAACCUCCAUGGCCCGCUAAAAUCCAAGAGCAGUCUAUUUAGACUGCGUCAUCUCCGUGAUUUGAACCUUGCUUACAACAACUUCACCGGUUCGCCAAUCCCAGCCGAAUUUGAUAAACUCAUGGGGCUAGAAAGACUUGACCUCUCCAAUUCUUUACUAUCAGGGCAAAUUCCAAUCAAGCUUCUUCAGUUAACCAAAAUCCAGGUUGUUGAGGAUCAGGUAAAAUAUGGGAGAAUUGUUAAUGAGCAUCAUGUGGAUUGUCGACAAGCUGGGGCGAUCUGUGGGAUUGCGUUGAACACAUAGCAACGCAAUGUGGAUGCAUCUUGUCACUUCUUCGGUUUCACAGUUCUCUGAAAUGGUUGGAUCCACGAGUUCCAAUGGUGAACCGUUUCUCCACAACCUCCAAGCCUGUAAUAUAUAUAAUUUACUUAUCAAUCAAGAUUCAUCAAGGACAUAUAUAGUCUAGCUAAAACCAAAAUUUAUCAUAUUGUUUGUUUAUCAUGUAAUUAAUCAUCAAUAUCAAGAACAGAGUUCAGCUUCUUUGGUA
Molecule: messenger RNA, 923 nt
Organism: Camelina sativa (false flax)
Lineage: Eukaryota; Viridiplantae; Streptophyta; Magnoliopsida; Brassicales; Brassicaceae
Source: RefSeq, a predicted model, not a curated record